UUCAAAACAUUUCAAUCCAAACACGAUUGGUUCUUGUCUUCUUCCCAACGUGAAAUGAACGAAAGCUGGACACAAGAACCUAAGAAGUCAUCAGUGAUCAAACGCAUGUAUUAAGAUACUACAUUUUUCAAGCAUAUUUUUAGCCAAUGGUAUGAAAAAGGAAUCAAAAGGGCAUUUAACAACUCAUGCACCUGCGUACCUUUGCUUAAUUUUUCUUGGACGGCGGUAUAUGAUGGUUCACAAUGUUAUUCUUUAAUCUGCUGCAAUCAGCUUUCAAACAUGCACAUUUUUUCACAUCACCAAUUUGAACUUUAAAUGACUAAAAAAUAGUGUCCUGUUGUAGGUUGCAUUCUCACUUCAAGCAUUUUUGGUCAUUCGAGCCUAACUCUCUAUUUUGUGAAGAAGGAAAAAAAAAAAAAAAAAAAAAAGGGAGAGUGGCCCAUUAUUAAGAAUUUAUUAUUCAAUAUUUGCACUCUGAAUUGCAUACACUUUUACGAAAAAUUUAUAUAUUUGGUAACAAAGCAACACCUAAUUCACCUCUUAUCUUGAACCUUAGGGCAUACGAUAGAAUAACCUGAUACAUAUAAAUCCUCGUAGUGAAAAUUGUGUAGGAGAAGGCUUGCAUUAUCCUCUAAAGAACCAAAUUGGCCUAUCUUCCUCGUUGCUACCUACCAAAACCACCUUAACCACCAAGUCCGUGACCAAUCUAACAUGGAGAUAAACUUUAUAAGGCACUGCCCCAAUUUCAGGCUAGAACAAUUCCGCCAGUCCUUCGUACUCACUCUGCUCGAAACCCGCAAAAGAGAUCAGCAUCUUUUGAACCCAACAGUCAUUGACUCAUUCCGAGGUUAUCUUGAAGAGGUGAAUGUCAAGUCCAAGGCCAUCCCGGGCUCUGUCCUCAUUACCACCGCUCAGGGUGGCUUAUUCUGCGGAGGAUUCGACUUCAGGUAUGCCCGGUCCCAUGCGGGAGGCUCAGUGGAUAGAGCAUUCAAAGAAAUGACUGAUGGUUUUAAGGAUGUAGUAAAAGACUUGCUUUCCCUUCCGAUGCCCACCAUAGCAGCAAUUAAUGGCGAUGCAACAGAGGCAGGGCUGAUGCUUGCUCUCAGCCACGACCAUCUCACAAUGAGGCAAGUCGAUGGGCCGUAUCUGCGAGCUGAGCUUUUGUCCAGGAAAAGGAGCUACCCCGGCUACUUCGCUGCCCUGAUCAGGUCAAAAGUAGGCUGCCCUUUGGCUCGUCGUAAAUUGCUGUUGAGUGACGAGCAGAUUGAUGCCGAAGCAGCAGCAAAGAUCGGACUUCUGGAUUGGAACCAUGAGGUUGCAAGUGAGAAGGAUGCCUUGGAAGUUGCAAAGACACAGGCAGACGAGCUAGCGAAAAAGGAAUGGAAUGGCGAGCUUUAUGCUGAGAUGAGACAACUUUUGUAUCCCGAGCUGUGCAAGGAAUUGGAAUUGACUUCUAGCCAUGAUUGUUAAACUCCCGAUUCUUCUGUUACGGUCUUAAGAUUGUAAUAGUAAUACUAGUAAUAGCUAGUACCAUAAUAAAACUUACCGGUUUGGGAUCGCAUAUGCUUUGUGGUAUACAUUCAGCUUUCUCUUACUAUUGGAAUAAUAAAUAAUGAAUAUGUUGU
This is a messenger RNA of Coffea arabica (coffee), 1625 nucleotides long. Its product is annotated as enoyl-CoA delta isomerase 3-like. NCBI's taxonomy places the organism in Eukaryota, Viridiplantae, Streptophyta, Magnoliopsida, Gentianales, Rubiaceae. The record is from RefSeq and is a predicted model, not a curated record.